AUUCUUGUUACUUGUACGAAUUCUCCAACACAUCUUGCAUGUUAAGUUUACGCAAACUUGCAUAUUGUACAUUUAGUUUGACUCGGUUGAUUUUAUGACUUUAUUCUUAAGAACUCUACUAUAGUCAGACAUUUUAAGGCAGUGUAACAAAGUAAGGAAAUUGCCUACAAUAUACUCAUGGAUAUGCCUACUAUUUAAAAUUGAUAAAACCGAGAUCGUGGGCAACUGGGUUAUUCUGUUCCAUGGUAAUACGACUGCAUAUUGGUCAAAAAGUGAUAAUGUUCAUUUUGAUCUUGCUGAAGAUCCCAUGCUUAGAUGUAAAUGUAUUAUUGCACAAUAUAGCAUGAAAUUAGACGUAGUUAUGUGCGAAUAUUAUACUAUAUAAGGCAUGAGUCGCAGUUUUGGGACAAGUACAUUAUAUUCUGCUGCAUUUCCUGGUUCUGUUUUCCAGUUUUGUAACACCUUUUUAAAUAGCAAGUAUAUUAUGAUUCAAUGGUAGGUAAUUUUAUACCUCUUUUUCCUAUAGAUCCUUCUAAGUUUCUACACUUUUUUUUUGUUAUGAAUCACAACACCACAUGGAUAACUAUAUCCAAAUUCUUAAAGGAAUUUGUUAUUAUUCCUUUUUAGCGUGAUUGUUUAAAGUAAAAGAACUGAUCAUAAUUUAACAUCGAAAUUAUGCUUGAUGUUGUACUUGAUGUUCAUUAGUACUUGAAGCUGGCCGAUCCUAUUAUACUAGACAUUUACAAUUUUCGCCAUCACUUGUCCGACAAAUGACACUCAACACACAGGUGCGGUGUUAUAUAAAUAUGUUGCAAUGAAUUCGAAAUGGUCAGAACAACGAGAACAUAAGAGGAUAUUUCUCGAGCCUUACCACUUUCCCAUUGUUUCACUUGUUUAUUUCGGGCUUUGUUCGCAACAAACUUUGGGCAUUUCGCAUUUGGCGUUUAUUGUUUCCUACUUUGGGCGGACUACGAGUAUACGAGUAUAUCUGCUAUUUUACACAUUUAGUUUUCAGUUCUGGUUAGGAAAAACUUUGUUGAUUAGACGCCUGCGCCGUGGUUAAUUUCAGUUAGUGAAAUUCUAUUUUUUAAACCUUUUUUCUGAGAGAGGUAUUUUCUGUAUUUGUCAAAUGUAGGAACUGUCCUUUUAGCCACCUUUGCGCACAUAAAUAACCUACGAGACUGCGGGUGCCAAUUGCUCCAAACUUUGACCAUAAAUAUAAUUUCUUCGAACUGAGUGAUUCUGCAAAUGUGUAUCGUAUGUCCCGGAGUCUUAGUAUAUGUACACGCACACAUUUUCGCAAUAUAUUUAUUUUAAAAUGUUGCUGUUGAUUACUGCAGAUUUUGAUACGCCAAUGCAACUCAUGCAUCUCUGAGUUUGUGCUGCAGCUGCUGCAGCAAUAACCGCUCCACCGGCAUCCAAAUUUUAAUGUAAUUUCGUUCAUGCCGUGGGGUUGGUAAUGCCUUUCUGACAUUUUGACUUCAUUAAUUCGACAAAAUCUGCUUUCUGUCCGUCUGCGAAAGUUUUAUCAGCACCAAAGCAUCUCAAUUUUCGUCAUGCACCGUGCUUUUUGUUGAAUUUCAAAACAAGUGACACAUGCCACCAAAGCAAGGUUGAUGUCCUUCGAUUAGAACAGGAGGCCCCCUUUCAAAAUUAAUUCAAUUCUCGACUUAUAAAUUUGCCUACCACUACAUAUUAGGUAUUUUUUUCAAGGCAGUUCGGGUAAAGGUAAACGAGCAAAUCAAACGAAUUCCCCAGUAUCUGGAGCCCUUUCCAACCCAGCUCUUUGAAGUGUCCCCGAAUGCGGAUGCCUUGCAGUGAAACGGACUGCCACAUGUGCCUUCCCUUUAAAAGGGUAUAUAAAUAUCGAGCUCCUCAAAAUCGCUGCUAGUCGCGCAAAUUAUCUGCACACUUACAAACAUGUGUUUUUACACAUGUAUGUACAUUUUUUAAAUUUUUUUUUCAUAAUUGCAGUUCCUUCUACAAAAUUAGCUGCAGUUGGCUUUUGUCGUUGUCAGAUAAAUGUCAGUGCUUAGCCGGGAAACUCGAAAUUUAUCAGUCGCUGGGUUGUAGACGGUCUUGAAUGUCAUAUCGUUGCUCGUUGCUGGCUGCUCCGUUUUAUUGCAUUGAAAAUAGCAGUGAAAGGUGGACCAAUAAUGUAUCCAGUGUCCUAUAAACCAGGGCGUGCGUGCUACAAAUCAUGCCACCAUGCAAUGCGAGUGGCUAGAUCCUCAUUUUGUUACCAACGUCAACAGUUUAAUGCCGCUUCUAGUUAUGCUGGCAAAAGGUCUCGAUUAUUUGUUAGGCGGCGCUUUACGUUCCCAUCAUUGCCUUACAAUCCGGUGAGUGCACCAUCUGAUAUCAACAUGAAUGGCUAUAACCGAAAGUCGCCACAAAAAAGGCGCUAUGAGAUGCCAAAAUACGCUGCUCCAAAAAAGAAAAUCUGCAAGGAGCGCAUUCCGCAGCCGAAGAACACGGUGGCAAUGCUGAAUGAGCUUAGACAUGGACUGAUUUACAAAUUGGAGUCACAGACUGGUCCGGUACACGCACCUCUAUUUACGAUAUCCGUGGAGGUCGAUGGACAGAAAUACUUGGGCCAGGGCCGCAGUAAAAAAGUUGCACGCAUCGAAGCAGCAGCAACUGCACUGCGCAGCUUUAUACAGUUCAAGGAUGGAGCAGUUUUGUCGCCUCUGAAGCCGGCGGGCAACUUGGACUUUACCAGCGAUGAACAUCUUGAAAAUGAUGUCAGCAAAAGUGCUAUUACUGUUGACGGUCAAAAGAAGGUUCCAGAUAAGGGUCCUGUCAUGCUCCUCUACGAAUUAUUCAAUGACGUUAAUUUUGAAUGCAUUAAUAUUGACGGCGCUCAGAACAAUUGUCGCUUCAAAAUGACUGUCACAAUCAACGAAAAGAAGUUCGACGGAACAGGUCCUUCCAAAAAGACGGCGAAGAAUGCGGCAGCUAAAGCGGCACUGGCUUCUUUAUGCAAUAUUUCCUACAGUCCGAUGGUGGUGCCACAAAAGAACGUGCCCCUUCCAAUCGACGACAAGUCGUCAUCGAUGGAGUUGCCUCAGAUACACGCGGAUACCAUUGGUCGGCUGGUUUUGGAAAAGUUCAUGGAAGUGAUUAAGGGUCAGGAGGCAUAUUCGCGUCGAAAGGUAUUAGCGGGCAUUGUAAUGACUGAAAACAUGAAUUUUUGUGAAGCCAAAGUUAUUUCAGUUUCGACGGGCACAAAGUGUGUCAGCGGUGAGCAUAUGAGUGUGAACGGAGCUGUCCUAAACGAUUCCCAUGCUGAAAUAGUCUCCAGGCGUUGUCUUCUCAAAUACUUAUAUGCACAGCUGGACCUUCAGUGCAAUCAGGCCACAGCAUAUCAGUCGAUUUUCGUGAGGAAUACUGAUGGGCAAUACCCUUAUAAACUAAAAUCCGGGGUACAUUUCCAUUUGUAUAUAAAUACAGCACCUUGUGGGGAUGCACGGAUAUUUAGUCCUCACGAAAACGACACUGGUGUUGAUAAACAUCCAAAUAGAAAAGCUCGUGGCCAGCUGCGCACCAAAAUCGAGUCCGGUGAGGGGACAAUUCCAGUGAAAAGCAGUGAUGGAAUACAAACGUGGGAUGGCGUAUUGCAGGGCCAACGCCUGCUGACAAUGUCGUGCUCGGAUAAAAUUGCACGUUGGAACAUCGUGGGUAUACAAGGCUCCUUAUUGUCUUCCAUAAUUGAACCAGUGUACCUGCAUUCGAUUGUGCUGGGCAGCCUGCUGCACCCGGAGCACAUGUACCGCGCAGUGUGCGGCCGAAUCGAGAAGUCCAUUCAAGGCCUGCCCCCGCCGUACCAUCUGAACAAGCCGCGCCUAGCACUAGUCACCUCGGCAGAGCCGCGAAAUCAGGCCAAGGCUCCCAACUUCGGGAUCAAUUGGACCAUUGGGGACACCGAGUUGGAGGUGGUGAACUCGCUAACUGGCCGAACCAUUGGCGGCCAGGUUUCUCGCAUCACCAAGCAGGCGUUUUUUGUUAAGUAUGGAUUUUUAAUGGCUAACUUACCCGGUAUUUUAGUCCGCAAAGUAACUACAGACUAUGGGCAAACCAAAGCUAACGUUAAGGACUAUCAGAUCGCAAAGCUAGAAUUGUUUUCUGCAUUCAAGCGAGAAGACCUUGGCAGCUGGCUGAAGAAACCCAUUGAACAAGAUGAGUUCGGUCUUGCCGAAUGACUGCACUCAGCACUAUUAUAUAAUUUAAAAAAAGACAACAGUAACGGCAAGCAAUUAAUAGAGUUAGACGACAUAGAUUUUAUGACAAAUUCUUACAUAGAAUGCAAAUUCAAUUGGGUGCAAAAACAUCGCUAUGAUAUACUACUUCAUAUGAUUGAGAACCUGCCAACCUUGCGUACCCAUUGCAACAGCAAGCACAAAGAUGCUUAUGCUCGAAAUAUAAAGAACAGCUCUAGAAUAUUUAUAGAAUAGAAUGUAGUUUUUAUGCUGGAACUGAGUAAAGGAGUAUUAUGGCGUUUUUUUUUGAAUCAAUUCUUUUUCAAAUUGGCUAAAGCAAUUUCUUUCUCAUCUAUUUUUGUGACUUGUUUUGUUAUUUAACUGAAUGUAUUGCGACGUCGUCGCAACUACACUGUCGAAACUUUCAAGUGAGUUGUGUCUUUCGUUUUCCGUAUUUUAGAAAAAUAUGGUAAUAAAUAAUGUUACGAAACAGUUGAAAGAUAUAUAUAUAUAUAAAACCAACAAGUAAACUCAAUAAAUAACAAUAAUCCAAACAGAAAUCUAGAAUUCGUUCUCUUAUCGAUUAAGCAAUGUAUUUUGUUAAGUAAUGUUAUUUGCAACGACAUAAUAAUUAUAAUAAAGUCACGCUUAAUAUAAGCAUAAGAACAUUUUAGGUGAAUCUGCGUUAAUUUCACGUACUUUUCUUCAGAUCAGAUAUAAACCUAAGCUUUAAUUGAUUUUCAAUAAAUAAAACUGUGUUCUUGGUUGAAAAACUUUAUAUAUAACAACAUUUUAUCAAAUAAAUUAUGUAGAUUUCUUUGAAUAUUAGUUGAUACAAAUGACAUGCAAGCGAAUGCAGAUAAGAAUAUAUUAGUUACCAACUUUGUAGCAUGAUAAAGGCAUUUAAACUUCCUAAGUCCUAUCAUGAAGCUUGUAUCGCCAAUUUAUAUAAUGUAGAAAGACAUACUAUUAGUUGUGGUUACUUGUACAUCAUAAUAUUUUCUAUUAAACUAACUUCCGCCUGAGUUCUUCCGGUUGGCUAUCUUCUGGUUGUUCGUUCAAUUUGAAAUGGCAAUUGUAAAUGGUCAAAUCAAUAAUAACUCUUCCAACAUUUGACGUAUUCCAAUUCAAAACAAGGCGAUUUGGUUUCUCCUUUAAUGUGUACUUGAUAAUGCUAUGAUGAAUAAUCUAGUCAAAUGUGGUAUUCCAAAAAAAGUCAUAGUCUCUAACCAUUCAGAUAUGUGAAGUAAAUAUUACGUCGAAGUUGCAUAGAACACGAAAAUGAAAAAGACUGCAAGACAUUAGAGCAGCACAGCUUAUUUCGUUGCAGUUGCAGUUUGUCCGAAUCGUCUUAACUACGAAAAUACUUACGACCUCGAAAGUGUGUACCGAUUUGUUUAGAUAUAAUUUUUCAUUUAAAGCCAUAAAUUUUUAUUAAGGUCUAAAAAAAACAACCGCUUAUUUCGUCCGUUACCGUUUAUUAUUUACGAAUCUGCUUCGGAGUUUUGAUUAAUUUUUUUUCUACAAUCCAACUUGUAUUCUUCACUAUCGAGUACCUUAAUUGUGCCGAUUAUGUUUUAAAUAUAACGAAGAAUUUAUUUUUACCUUUUUUAUAUCGGCACGUAGUAGGCAUUUUAAUUUUACCAGCUUACCUUAUGAGAAAUUUGCUGAUACUCUGAAUACAAAUAAAAUACAAAAACCAUCAGGGCUUUUUAAAUGUGAAAUUAAAUCUAAGUGGAGAGGACAUUAUUUUUAAUUUUUAAUAGUGGUAUAAACCAAAAUUAAAUUAUAGAUUUCCUUUGAGUUCAAAGUGAUACAAGUACACUAUUUUUUUUUCUUGCGCAUGCUAAAAAUAUAUUGGCAUAAAAAACUUGCGGUUUUUUUUCAUUACUUCAUUAAAUAAUAAUAUGACGAUAUAAUUGACUUAAGUAAUAUUUGCAAAGAUACCGCGUAUGAUGGAUAAACCAAAGUUGAUCUUAUAUAAAAUACUGUGAUACUAAAUUUUACUAGUACUUCCAGCAUAGCUGCAUUUUAUCCAUUCUUAAAUAUUCUAUGAUAAGCAGCAGCAGAUAAUAAUCAAUGACUAUAUAGGAAAACAAAAAUUUUUAAAUGGCAUGCACCAUGCUUGUCUACAUUAGAUUUUCAAAUAAGAAAUUUUACAAAGUAGAUUAAUACGUAUGGAAAGGUGGGUUAACAUUGGGACUCCUCGAAUAUCAUUUAUAAUUGCUAAACAAAACAAUAGGCUCUCGAUGCAGCAUACAUAUUUAAACUUGAGUCAACUAAUUUCUAUUGCAAAAAAGCGUAAAAGAUAAAAGAUACAUUUAACUCUAUAACACGUAGGCUAGUCGUCGGUAUAUUCAAGAACCAGCUAAUAAACGUUCAACACGUAUUAAAAUACCUAUCUAAGAACACACAAAUAUAACUAUGAGAAUUUUUUUAAUUAUACUAAAUUAUACUUAGUUGGGAUAAAAAUCAGAUAUAUACAAUAGUGUGCUAGUCGAGUGCUCUACUCUUGUUAUGGAACGGCUUUAACUAUUCACCUACUAAGUUGGUUUGCCUAUCGGUUCGCAUACACAUUAUUUCAUAAUAUAUUUGAAACCUGUUUGGGAAUAAAUAGAAAUAGAAAAAGAAAAAAAGUAAAUAUCACAGUUUGAAAUGGAUAUUGUACUUGCAAGUUUGAAUUACAUGAAUAAGUAUACAAAACAAAAGGUUGCUCAAAUUGCAAAACACUUGGAAAGUAUUUACACAUCUUCCAAACAAAAAGCAGUCCUGCAAACACACUUAGAUGCUUAUAGAGAACAUGCCGGGUUUUAUUAUAUCCCGCUAAACCAGUGAUAAGAAGUCGCAUCGAGCCCCUACUACUAUGAUGUUCUAGACCAAAACCGUAUACCAUAUACCAUAUAUCAUAUAGCAUGAAGACACUAAUCCAGCGGUACUGCAAUCGCAGCCGCAUAUUUACGAGCUAAAGGCAGCAAUCCAAGACAGAUUAUAAUACCAUUUGCAAUUGUAUGAAAAGUUAGGGCCACUGACGACAGACUUGGUUAGCAUAUUAUUAAAGCAUAUGCUUUACAAUCCGUUCGGGGGCAACUAUCUUUUAAAGUUUUCGAAGUUGAAGGAGUGUAACCAAUAAAUUAGCUGAGACACAACAUUCUAAAUUAAUAUUGCAGAUCAAGUACUCAUGAAAUCAAAAAACAUUUAAUCAUUCAACCAUUUAUUUAUUAUUGAGUUUCUGGCUAAAAAGGUUAUAAAGAGACCACAAACUUUACUUUUGGGCUUACCCAUAUCCAUUAGGCAUUGCUUACGCAUAUUUCACAAAGUUCACGAAACGAAUAUCAAACUACCAAAAAAAUAAACAGUAUAAUCAUGCUGAAUGGAUUUCUAUUUUCGAGCCAAAAACACAUUUUUGUUAACAUCAAAUACUUUUUUGAUUCCACCGAAACUUGCAAUUUUGAUGGAUUAGUGGGUUUAGGAAAUUAGCAAUGCAGACAUCCAAAUAUAGAUGGAUUUUCUUUAGUUUAUAAACAAGCCCGUUUGUACCAGGAAAUCAAUAUAUGCAUAACUUAAUAUAUAGAAAUACACACUUAUACGUAAAUCUUUGUUCUUGAAAAAGAUUAGUGCAUAUAUCCAAAAGAUUUAAGCAAAUAAUAAACACUUAAUAUCUAAAUACACAGAACAAACUUUAAUAAAAACUAGGUUUACACUUCCUACACUGGAACUUCGCUUGUCCAUGUUUCAAGAAAUUCGCUUGGAUAACGCGAAUCAAUAAAAUUUCAAAAUAGUAACAGUCUAGUCGGAAAAAUACAAAUUCUAUUUGCAGCUUAAGAAAUUUUCUUUUAAACACUGAAUUGAAUACUUGCAAGAACGUCAAAAUCAAAUGCAGGCAUCCAAAAUUGCUCGUUUAGUUUUUAAAGAAUGAAAUCCGUAUGUACCAGGAAAUCAGUAUAUGCGUAGCUUAAUACAUAUAAAUACACAAUUAUACGUAAAUCUUUGUUCAAAACUUGAUCAAAAUUUAGUGCAAAUAGCCAGACGCUUCAAAUAGAUUAAAAGCGAGCAAAAGCAUUGUUAACAGCUACCUUAAACAUUUAAGUCGGCAACAAAAAGAAGAAGGAAUGUAUCAAUAAUUCAAACUUUUAAAAUAGAUUUUACGAUGGCCUUUUUGUUUUAUAAUCGACUGUCAGCCAAUAAAAUGAUCCCCACGUCAUUGAAGACGAAACUUAAACCCUAUAAGCCUAUGAAUAUUUACACAAUCGUUCGGUCUCCAACUAAUGUAAAUGAAAUUUAAUAAAUUACCAAUAAUAUAUAGAGAACAAAA
Messenger RNA from Drosophila yakuba, 8511 nucleotides. It is a transcript of the gene Adar, whose product is annotated as double-stranded RNA-specific editase Adar. The record is from RefSeq and is a predicted model, not a curated record. The coding region runs from base 2157 to 4202 and encodes 681 amino acids. Lineage: Eukaryota; Metazoa; Arthropoda; Insecta; Diptera; Drosophilidae. Gene Ontology annotation, biological process: RNA processing; adenosine to inosine editing. Gene Ontology annotation, cellular component: nucleolus; cytoplasm. Gene Ontology annotation, molecular function: double-stranded RNA adenosine deaminase activity; tRNA-specific adenosine deaminase activity; double-stranded RNA binding. The transcript has 11 exons.